AUGUCCGAGGCUUAUUUCCCCGUGGAGUCGGGUGCGCUAGGAGUUGAAGAGAACUUUCUUUCACUGGACGACAUUCUGAUGUCUAAUGAAAAGCUCCCGGUGCGCAUGGAGACAGCUAUGCCGCGCCUCGGAGCUUUCUUCCCAGAGCUGAGUGGAGGCGCCGAGACUGACCACGCGAUCCCUCCAGGCUCAAAGCUUGAAAUCCCCUUGUGGUUGGCUAAAGGACUUUUUGACACCAAGCGGCGGAUCCUUUCUGUGGAACUUCCCAAGAUCUAUCAAGAGGGUUGGAGGACCGUGUUCAGCGCAGAUGCCAAUGUGGUGGACCUCCAUAAGAUGGGGCCUCAUUUCUAUGGGUUCGGCUCCCAGCUCUUACAUUUUGACAGCCCAGAGAAUGCAGAUAUUUCUCAGUCUCUCCUGCAGACAUUUAUUGGACGUUUUCGCCGCAUCAUGGACUCCUCUCAGAAUGCUUACAAUGAAGACACGUCGGCGCUGGUUGCCAGGCUAGAUGAGAUGGAGAGGGGCUUAUUUCAAAUGGGUCAGAAAGGACUGAACAACUUUCAGUGCUGGGAGAAGGGACAGGCGUCUCAGAUCACAGCCUCAAACCUUGUUCAGAAUUACAAGAAGAGAAAAUUCACCGACCUGGAAGGCUGA
Messenger RNA from Chrysochloris asiatica (Cape golden mole), 651 nucleotides. RefSeq names its product GINS complex subunit 3 (Psf3 homolog) (gene GINS3). Gene Ontology annotation, biological process: mitotic DNA replication initiation. The record is from RefSeq and is a predicted model, not a curated record. Bases 1 to 651 code for a protein of 216 amino acids. Gene Ontology annotation, cellular component: GINS complex. The transcript has 3 exons. Lineage: Eukaryota; Metazoa; Chordata; Mammalia; Afrosoricida; Chrysochloridae.